This is a messenger RNA of Grus americana (Whooping crane), 3213 nucleotides long. RefSeq names its product PDZ and LIM domain 7 (gene PDLIM7). NCBI's taxonomy places the organism in Eukaryota, Metazoa, Chordata, Aves, Gruiformes, Gruidae. Gene Ontology annotation, molecular function: actin binding; muscle alpha-actinin binding. Gene Ontology annotation, cellular component: filamentous actin; Z disc; adherens junction. The record is from RefSeq and is a predicted model, not a curated record. Gene Ontology annotation, biological process: actin cytoskeleton organization; heart development; muscle structure development. The transcript has 25 exons. The coding region runs from base 105 to 2324 and encodes 739 amino acids.
UGCCCCGAGUUCGAGUCCCGCGUCCGCCCGCUUUGCUCCGCUCCCCGCUGCGGCGGCGCCGCCCGCUCGGUCCCGCUCCGCCGGGGGCCCGGCUGGCUGCGGAGAUGGGCGACAUGGAGUCCUACAAGGUGAUGCUGAAUGGGCCAGCGCCCUGGGGCUUCAGGCUGCAGGGAGGGAAGGAUUUCAGCAUGCCGCUCUCCAUCUCCAGGCUGACGCCGGGUGGGAAGGCGGCCCAGGCUGGCGUGGGAGUCGGCGACUGGGUGCUGUACAUCGACGGGGAGAGCACCAGCUCCAUGACGCACAUCGAGGCCCAGAACAGGAUCCGCGCCUGCGGGGACAGGCUCUGCCUCACCCUGAGCAGAGCCCAGAACCACCUGGGGAAGCCACAGAAGGUGCUGAGCCUUGACAAGCAGCCCCCGCAGCCACUGGAGCCCCCCAGCACCCCCGUGUGCGACCCUGUGAAGUUACAGCUGAUAGAGGAUGCUGAGAACUGGCAGCCCCGCACUGGGACCUCCCAGUCCCGCUCCUUCCGCAAACUGGCCCGGCUGACGGGAACAGACAGCAUGGAGGAUCAUGAGGAUGAGCUUGUUAAAAAGCCCAGGGAUGCCCAGGGGUUUGGCUGGGGCAUAUGGGAGCAGUGGCAGUCCAUGCAGAUGCCGGAGCCCCCCAGCACCCCCACGUGCGACCCCGGGAAGUUGCGGCUGAUAGAGGACGCUGAGGACUGGCAGCCCCGCACCGGGACCUCCCAGUCCCGCUCCUUCCGCAAACUGGCCCGGCUGACGGGCACAGACGGCAUGGAGGAUCGUAAGGAUGAGCUUGUUAAAAAGCCCAGGGAUACCCGUGGGUCCAGCUGGGGCAUGGGGGAGCAGCGGCAGCCCCCACAGCUGCUGGAGCCCCCCAGCACCCCCACGUGUGACCCCGGGAAGUUGCGGCUGAUCGAGGACGCUGAGGACUGGCAGCCCUGCACCGGGACCUCCCAGUCCCGCUCCUUCCGCAAACUGGCCCGGCUGAUGGGCACAGACGGCAUGGAGGAUCAUAAGGAUGAGCUUGUUCAAAAGCCCAGGGAUACCCAUGGGUCCAGCUGGGGCAUGGGGGAGCCAUGGCAGCCCCCACAGCUGCUGGAGCCCCCCAGCACCCCCACGUGCGACCCCGGGAAGUUGCGGCUGAUAGAGGACGCUGAGGAUUGGCAGCCCCGCACCGGGACCUCCCAGUCCCGCUCCUUCCGCAAACUGGCCCGGCUGACGGGCACAGACGGCAUGGAGGAUCGUAAGGAUGAGCUUGUUAAAAAGCCCAGGGAUACCCAUGGGUCCAGCUGGGGCAUGGGGGAGCCAUGGCAGCCCCCACAGCUGCUGGAGCCCCCCAGCACCCCCACGUGCGACCCCGGGAAGUUGCGGCUGAUCGAGGACGCUGAGGACUGGCAGCCCCGCACCGGGACCUCCCAGUCCCGCUCCUUCCGCAAACUGGCCCGGCUGACGGGCACAGACGGCAUGGAGGAUCAUGAUGAUGUGUUUGUUAAAAAGCCCAGCCAGGUCUCCGUGCUGGAUCCAUCCCCUGGAGCAGCAAUGAAGACUGAGUCGGGACUGGCCCCCAGGACCCCCGCUGCCACCCCUGGCCCUACCAGCCGCCCACCCUGGGCUGUGGACCCUUCAUUCGCUGAGCGCUAUGCCCCAGACAAGACGAGCACCGUGGUGAGCAAACACAGCCAGCCGGCCACACCGACCCCCAUGCAGAACCGCAGCUCCAUCGUGCAGGCAGCCCAGCAAGCCCCUGAAGGGCCCGGCCGCACGCCCCUCUGCUACAAGUGCAACAAGGUCAUCAGGGGACGCUACCUGGUGGCGCUGGGACAUUAUUACCACCCCGAGGAGUUCACCUGCUGCCAGUGCAGAAAGGUGCUGGAUGAGGGUGGCUUCUUCGAGGAGAAAGGCUCCAUCUUUUGCCCCAAGUGCUAUGACACGCGCUACGCGCCCAGCUGCACCAAGUGCAAGAAGAAGAUCACUGGGGAGGUCAUGCAUGCGCUGAAGAUGACCUGGCACGUGCAGUGCUUCACCUGUGCUGCCUGCAAAACUCCCAUCCGCAACCGUGCCUUCUACAUGGAGGAGGGACAGCCCUACUGUGAGAGAGACUACGAGAAGAUGUUUGGCACCAAGUGCCGUGGCUGCGACUUCAAGAUUGACGCUGGGGACCGGUUUCUGGAGGCGCUGGGGUUCAGCUGGCAUGACACUUGCUUCGUCUGUGCGAUCUGCCAGACCAACCUGGAAGGGAAAACAUUCUACUCCAAGAAGGACAAACCGCUCUGCAAGAGCCACGCUUUCUCCCAUGUGUGAGGGGUGGGAGUUCAGCUGCGCCCACGUGUGCCCCUGGCCCUGCAUGCUCUUCCCCCACCCCCCCGCUGCCCCCCCCACUGCCCCCAGGGAGCCAGGCUGGGCCCUCACCCCUUCCCCUUGCUCCCACCUCUUUCCUGGCAGCUCCUGGCCCAGCUCCAGCUGGAGACAGCGCUGGGCCCCAAGCCCCUCAUAGCUGCGUGGCUGCUUCUGUACCCCCAGCUGGCCCUAGGAGCCCCGGAAGGGAACACUGCAUGGGUCUCCUGCCCCCCGGCCACACAGCGUGGUGGCUGUGGCCGUGCCGAGGCUGGAGUCGGGGAGGGUCUGGCACAGCAGGGCUGUUCCCUUGCUCAGCUAGGGCCCAGCUGCCUGGCAGCUUAGCACCAGGGCAGGGAUGCUCCUAGCACAUCCCUGAGUGGGUGAGGACCAGUCUCCCAGCCCCCUGCCAAGCUCUCCCCCACCUUCCCUGCUGCGUGCUUAGUGCACAGGGCUGGAGACCUGGCCCUGCUUCCCUGCCAGGGCCCUGCCCGUGGCAACCCCCUGGCCACCCUGCAAACAGCUGCGGUGGCUUCCUACCCUGGCUGUGUGCCGGGGGGGGUCUGUGCCUCGUGUCCCCCCACCCAACUGGCCUGCUGCUCUCCUGGAGCCCAGCCGUGCCGGGAAGUAGGGCAGUGUGCCAAGCCCUCCCUGGCCACGGGCUGGCAGCGUGUGCUGAUGGCUGGUGGACCGGCGGGUUCCCACAAGGUUUGGGAACAAUUUCCUACCAAAGAGCGCCUGCCACAGCUGUCCUAGGCCUGUAAAUGCCUCUCCCAAACCCACACUCUCUGAUCGGGCUGCCUCUGAUGUAGCCACGGUGCUUUUAGUGCCUUUAAUAAACACUUCUCUGCAAGUG